AUGCCUCCUACUUAUAUUGUAGCAUCCAUGACUGUAUUGGGAGCAAGCACAAUAUUUGGGGUGUUCACCAACUUACUGAUUGUCAUUGUGAAUAUUGUUGACAAGGUCAGAGGCAGAAAGCUCAAUCCAUCAGACCUCAUUAUGGUGACCCUUGGUUCAUUUAAUGUAUUAUUCCAGCUUAUUAUGCUGGUUAAUGACUAUGUGAGUUUUUUGGAUGGCAAACUUUACAGCUCUGAACAAAUCUAUACUUUAUUUACAGUUCUAUUGGUUCUUCCUAUUUUUUCCAGUUUCUGGAUCACAGUUUGUCUCUCUGUCUACUACUACUUGCAGAUCAGGAUUUUCACUCAUCAAUGCUUAAUCCGACUUAAACAAGGAGUGUCUCAGCUGAUACCAAAACUACUUAUUGCUUCAGUUUUUACUUCGGUGGCUAAUGGGGUACCAGCUGCCUGGUACCGACACAAAGACCACCUUAGUUCAAGCAUAUUUAACAAUCAGAGUCUAACUGCAUCAAAAGCUAAUAUUGCGUAUAUGCUUCCCAGCACUGUCAUUAGUUGCUCCCUUCCACUGACUGUCAUUGGAAUUGCUAAUGGUAUCAUUAUUAAAUCACUGCUUUCACACAGCCAUAAGGAUGACAGAAAUGCAAAUGGAGACCUUAGUCCAAGAGCAGAAGCUCGUUUUCGAGCAGCUAGGACUAUUGGGACCUUACUCCUUCUUUAUAUUUCAUUUUAUGUAUCUGAGGUUCUUCUCCUUAUAGAUACUUUUCCUAGGAAUAGUCCUGGAUUCUGCGGCUGUUUGAUGAUAAUAUAUAUCUAUCCUCCAGCACAGUCUGUGGUUCUGAUACUGGGAAGCCCCAAGCUUAAACAAAUCUCUAUUUCUUUACUUCAAUGUUUAUUCAGUAAAGAACAAUCUAAAAACAUAGAGAUUUUAUUUAUCAAGCUCUGA
This is a messenger RNA of Hyla sarda, 942 nucleotides long. RefSeq names its product taste receptor type 2 member 119-like. The record is from RefSeq and is a predicted model, not a curated record. Gene Ontology annotation, cellular component: membrane. The transcript has a single exon. Gene Ontology annotation, biological process: G protein-coupled receptor signaling pathway; sensory perception of taste; detection of chemical stimulus involved in sensory perception of bitter taste. NCBI's taxonomy places the organism in Eukaryota, Metazoa, Chordata, Amphibia, Anura, Hylidae. Bases 1 to 942 code for a protein of 313 amino acids. Gene Ontology annotation, molecular function: bitter taste receptor activity; G protein-coupled receptor activity.